AUGAUAUUGCAGGACCCAAUUCACAUCGACAGAGAAGAAACUCAUGAAAUGAAAAAGCUGUCUGAGACGGUGGAGCCCGGAUAUUUGACAGGAACUGAGGAGCACAUUUAUUGGAAUUCAGUCUGGGCCGCAGACAGGCCGGGAUUUUCGAAAGGUUCGUUCAACGUAUCCGAUAGAAGUAAUCUCGGGGAAUUUGAGGAAAGAAGCAAAAUAUCGCCUGAAGCGAGUGGAAGAGGAUUCUCAAAUAAAGAUUCAGAACAAAUAGCAGGAUCAUUGCAAGAAGCAGUUCUCAGUGGACGUGAAACUGAUCACCUCGAUACUAUGAUCUUUCCAAAAACAUUUCCGGAUCAGCAACAAAAAGACGAAAUAUCAAUACCACAAUGGCAACCCAGUCUGCCUCUGGAAUCGUGGACUACUGGAGAGAAUGAAACCUCUAUAGAAACACCACAGUCAUCGGAAUCAAUGUUUACAAAAGAUCAGCAGAUUAACAUAGCUUGCGUUCAGAAGUUUGCAGAGCAAACAUCUUUCAUUGGAGAGCCUACUUCAGAAAUGAAGGAUGCUGAGGCAUUACGGCCAACAGAACCAACGCUGGCUCAAGAAGAACUGGAUCACAUAGCUUAUAUUCAGAGGCUUGCAGAAGAAACAUCACUCGCCGUCCAACCACUUUCUCGUCCAGCACCUCAUUCCGUAGUUGUCGAUGAACAGAGAAGGACAUCACUUGAUGUGGAAGAGGCCGAUAUUCCACGUUAUGCAGCAGAGCUGGAAUCUGAAGAGCAAUCUGAACCAACCUCGGGAGCAGAUCAAGGUGUAGUAUCCGAAGCUGGUUCCCCUGCUCUUCUGUACGAAAGAGAGUCACCACUUCCAGAGCGAGAAGAAAAACCUUCU
Molecule: messenger RNA, 885 nt
Organism: Haemonchus placei
Lineage: Eukaryota; Metazoa; Nematoda; Chromadorea; Rhabditida; Trichostrongylidae
Source: the annotation of a GenBank genome assembly